AUGGGCCACAAUAGCGAUGAUCAGAUCGAGGCGGCUUGGUGCAUUUUGAACCUGGCGGCGGGCUCGCCAGCUCACACUGCUGCAGCCGCGCACGCCUCCCCCUACCUCGUGUCGCUUUUGUCCAGUCCCGUGCCACUAUUACAAGAGACGUCGGCUUGGGCGUUGGGAAACUUUGCUGGAGACUCUGUGCAGUUCCGCGAUGUUGUGGCUGCCCAGGGUGCCAUCAUUCCACUCGUGCGAAUCCUGAUGCAAAGUGUCGAUCCUGCGUUGGUCAAGGCGGCGAGCUUUGCACUCGGCAAUCUUGCUCGCGGCGCUCAUGCUCCGAUCGCCUUGAUGGUCGAGGCGCAAAUCAUCCCGGCGCUGAUUCGACAGCUGCAAUACUGGCAACAGCAACCUGGCGGACUGGCCGUCUUUUGUCAAAUUGCCUGGAUUCUCACCUAUCUCUCGGCGGUUGACUCGCUACGCCAUGUGCUGCUGCCACUCAACGUGCUCCCGCUGAUGGCCGCUGGCGUCUUUCUGGUCUUUGAUGCAGUGUUCACUUCUGAGCAACACAGCGGCAAACCUUGCGAGGUGUCGUUAAACGAUGCGACACCGCUCCUUCGCGUCAUGGGCAACUUUGCGACGAUGGAUAACGACAAUGUUACCAAUGCCAUCAUGUCGAGCCACGCGAGCUGGCUUGAUCUCUUGGUUCUGGUCAUGUCCACGGAGCACAGCGGCCAUUUGAUUGCAGAGACGGCAUGGCUUUUGGGCAACCUGACCACGAGCAACGCCACUGGCGUGGUUGACAGUUUGGUGGCGGCAGGAUUUAUUCCGCUGCUCCUCGAGCAGCUAAAGCGGCCAAAAGUUCCGCAUGAGUCUCCAGCGGCAGCCUUGAUUGAAGGACUGCAAAACCAUCCUAACGCUCGCAUUGGCCAGCUGACAGAGGCUCUGUACUUGAAUUUCCUCGAGCCGAAGGAGGCGGAAUACGACGACGACGACCACGAUGACCACGACGACGACGACCGAUGA
Capsaspora owczarzaki ATCC 30864 is the source of this 1008-nucleotide messenger RNA. RefSeq lists its product as hypothetical. Gene Ontology annotation, biological process: NLS-bearing protein import into nucleus. The coding region runs from base 1 to 1008 and encodes 335 amino acids. Gene Ontology annotation, molecular function: nuclear import signal receptor activity; protein binding. The record is from RefSeq and is a predicted model, not a curated record. Lineage: Eukaryota; Filasterea; Ministeriida; Capsasporidae. The transcript has 6 exons. Gene Ontology annotation, cellular component: nucleus.